AUUAAUUUUUGAACUUCUUUGUUUCCUAAGUAUCACAUCUUUUGUAUUACUAUUUAGGUAAAAUACUUGCCCCCAUUUACACUUUCGUCUUAAUCUGGAUUAAAACUUACACAUCCCUUAACCCCAGAUAUUAUUUGGUGAUAGACCUUUGGAUAAUAGACGGCAAUUAUCUAUUUUAACAAUCCUUUUAAUUUUGUUACCGAAUAUUUAUAGUCAGGCUGGUCAGGUUUUACGAUAUCUAAUCUGCCAUUAAUUAAUAAAAUACCUACCCUUCCUUCAUAUAAUGAGAUUUGAAAACAUAUAGCAAGUUGAUUUAAUAGAAUAAUAUAAUCCAAAGCAUAGCAAAAUGCUAACUUCAAACCAGUCUACUUUACACAGGAACUCUUCAGCCAGUUCUUUAACCAAUAGAUCUCAUGGAAUACCGUCUUCUGCACCUCAUCAACGUUUAAAGCAUCAACCAUCACUCAUCGACUUAAUAGAUGAUACUACUUUAACAUCAUUGCCAUUACCACCACCACCUAAGAAAAAUUCAUCAUCUCGUAGAUCUAGAAAUAAUUCUGUUGAUACGAUACCAUCUUUGUCUAAAAUACGCCAACAUACUACACAAGUACUACCUUACCAUCAACAAAUACAAUCGUCAGGCAAUAUUGAUUUUGAAUAUGAUGACGAAGAAGAAGAAGACGAAGUAACCUUUGAGGGUGAUGAAAGUCAAGAUCCUAUUGUUUUAAUAGAAGAUUAUAUGAUAAAUAGCGAUGGGGACGUUUCACAAGAAAGGGUGACUGUGGGAGAAUCUUCAAAACAAUCAACAUUGGAUAAAAAGAAGUCAUUAGCCAAUUUUAAACAACGAAUGUACUCAGUGCCUAAUUUCAAGAUCCAUAAUGAAGCACAGUAUAGCCUGCAUUCCGAAGUUUCGACCAUUGAAUCGUCUAAUUCGAACACACUAAUUAGAGGAAGUAACAAACGGGCUAUUUCAGGUGGUCAAAACUCAACCAGUUCAUUAAGUAAUGGAAUGCGAGGAGUUGGCAGAGGUGAAAACUUUGAAGAAAUAUUUGGAGGCAAGAUCCCCGGAUCAGAUUUAUUAAAAUAUUGUGAUAUUUGUGAAAAACCACUUUAUGAGAUUUCGUCUUUAUUAGGUAAUUACCAUAAGAAAUUUAAAACAAACAGUAAUAGAACUCAAAGCAUAAAUUCCGAUACCAGAGUUAAUAAACCAACAGGAUUGAAUUAUAAUGAAUUUAUAUGUUGGGAAUGUAUAGAAAUUUACGAAGAUUUCUUUAAUGAAUUGGAGCAGGAGCAAAAUGAACACUGUCAUGAUUCUGCGUUCGCCAAUGAUAAUUCUUUACCUUCGUCAUGUAACCGAAAAUUAUUACUGAUAUUCAAAAGUAUUCAAGAAAAAUAUAAUCAAAAAGAGAAUACCCCACCACCUAAUUCAAGUUCACAAUACGGAAAAUUUUCUAACAGUUUAAUCUUAAGACUUAACUCUUUGAAGAAUAGCUCAUCCACCACUUCUGGUUACCGUAAGUUUGAUUUAGAUUGGCUAAAACAGAAAUAAUAAAUAGUAAUUUACAUUCAUAACUCAUUUACCUUCUAUAUA
Scheffersomyces amazonensis is the source of this 1591-nucleotide messenger RNA. RefSeq lists its product as uncharacterized. NCBI's taxonomy places the organism in Eukaryota, Fungi, Ascomycota, Pichiomycetes, Serinales, Debaryomycetaceae. The transcript has a single exon. The record is from RefSeq and is a predicted model, not a curated record. The coding region runs from base 347 to 1549 and encodes 400 amino acids.